UUUAAAGAUGAUACGUAUUUCUGCACUAAACGAUGAGGGAUCCGACGAUAGCAAUGGAUUGGACAGUGAGCUCAUCGUCACGAAAGAAGCGGAGGAAACGAUCGCGAUUUCCGAGUAUGUCCGGGCCCUGCAAAUGAAAAAGGAGAACAAGCAGCAAGAGGCGCUGGAACUGUUGCUGGAGUUGUUGGACACCCAAGUAAUCAACGAUGUCACAUCCACUCAGACGGACAGUAAACUUUUUGCAGUAAAGUACAACUGUUACCGGAACAUCGGGCUCAUUUACGAAGAGCAAAGUAAGGAAAGUCUGGCCAUUGAAUUCCUCAUGAAGGCGAUGGAUCUAGACGAAACGGACGUGUACACAAUGUCGCGAUUGGCUCGCAUGGCACUGAAAACGGGUUAUCUGCAGAUAUCGAAGCUAUACUUUGAAAAAUGCUUAAAGCGAAAUCCAAACCAUUGGCCAAGUAUGGAGGGCCUGUUAAGGGUUUUCUGUAGCGCCUCGAACGUCGUUGAAGCAUACGGUUGGGCAAGCCAAUGUAACAGAAAAGAUCCUCGCAACACGCUGUACCUCGAUGUGCUCAGGGCCAUCCGGGAGCGCUUCAAGAGUACUCUACCAUACCUGGAUACCAUUUUCAUCAUGCCACCGGCGGUGAAUUUCCAGGCAGAGGAAAAGAGACGACCACUAGAAGUGGCGCUGGCCACAUUUGAUGAGCUAUUUACCGCAAAACCGGCUUAUGAGCCUCCGGAUUUCACCAUCAUGCCGGACAUACUUAAGCAGGAACUGAAGAUGGACGAUAUUAGCUUUGAAACGAUUGGGAACAUGCUGGUAAAGCUGAACGAUAAGAUGGAAGAGCUGGAUUUGCGAUGUGUUUUCAUGCUGGAGACCGAUUCACUCUUUUGCGAACGUCACAAAGAAGAGGGCGAAAAGAUGGAAGAGGUUACCCAGGAAACUCCAACUGUUGCCGAAAGUGUGGAUGAUACUGUCGCAGCAAAAGAAGACAAUCGAAUGGAAGUGGAAGAGGAAGAUAUGUGUGAAGAGGCAAACGAGACUAGUGUGAGUUUCGUAAAACUCUCGGAGGACGGCAACGGAAAUGGCACAUCUGCAGCCGAUAGUGCUGACUCAGGAGUUGAUGCAAACGAGCAAAAAAAUAAAGCUCGACGUAGAGGCAGUGAGCUUAAAAUUUUAGAACAGUGGGGCUGGCAUAAAAAUCGUCGUUCAACACGCAAGAAGAGCAUUCAAGAGCUAAAUGAUCCGGCUGAUUCGACAGUGGAAUCAUUCUUCAAGCUUUCGGUCAAACAGCAUCUAUCCGAGGAAAAACAGCUGAAAAAGUCACCUUUCACGCUGGACCAGAGACGUAAGAGUUCCGAGGGAGAUGACGGCACGGAUGCUGGUACUGAGAUUGCGGCUGCGGAAGUGUCGGCCAUAACGCAAUCGGACUUUUGUAGUGAAUGCAAUUUACACGCAUUUAUAAACGAAAUGAAGCAAAAUGAUAUCGACGUUUACGCGUUGAUGUACGGAUUUCUUGUGCACAUUUCGAGAUCAUGGGGUAUUGCAACAAAAGCCGAACUGCAUCCCAUAUAUCUAAAGUUGCACAACUCGUUCGUGCAGUAUACAGACUAUGAGGCGUGGAAUCAGCUAUCUCCUGAGAGACUUGAACUGAUAUUUCAAAUAUCGGUAUUCUACUUGGAAUUGAAACUAGAUGCAGGAUUAGCGGAAACACGAGAUGAAUCCAGAGGCAUUCUUGAUGCCUUCGAUGAUGAGAUAUUCAAUCGGUGUCGCUUCUAUGUGGAUAGUUUGCCGAACGAGAGAACCGUUGCCGUCUAUCGCAUUCGAUUACAGUGGAUCGCAUACAUUGUGGAAUGCAGUGCUCAAAAAUUUGAUGCUGCACUUGAGAACCUGUACUUGCUGCAAGAUAAUUUAUGCCAUUCGGAUGGACAACGGAUAGUGCUAAAUUUCCCAAACCAGCAGGCCAACACUUGUGUCAGUUUGGAGAAAAUUGAGGAAUUGAUUGGUGAAGCUGAACGUAAACUGCGCAUUGAACGAGUGAGGCGCCACUAUGAAGAUGGAGAGCACGAACAGGUGGUUGACAUCUUGAAGGAUACUCUUCGCUACUACACGACUGUCGGUAACCCCAACGAAACAGUACUUAGUCUGACGAUGCAAUCCCAGAUGCUGCUCGAGUCUCUCUGGAGCAUCGCAGAAAUGGAAGAAUGUUUGAUUUGGGCAGAAAAAGUGUUCACCUAUUCUGUCCAUCAGUUCGUGGUAGCAGCUGGUCAGCACGAUAGCCGCAAAACACGAACAUGGGCCAGUAAUGUUAAUUUCGCCCAAUUAUACAUUCAUUCUAUCAUCAAGCAGGAAGGAUUUUUCAUACUGGAAAUACUUGGUUCUCAAACAUCGAGACUCAUACAAUCACUGUACCGACUGUUAACGCACCAGCUGGAUCCAAGUGUUGAAAAAAAUUAUACCGCUCAAUUGUGUCUUAUCGAUUGCUGGAGAGCGUGGAUAGUUUUUUAUUACAUUUUAGAAAGACAAGAUGAUUUGGAUUGCUUGAUUAAAGUGAAUCAAACACCGUCGAUUCAAGAUCAGAACGGAACGAUCGAAUCAGAUCCUGAACGGUUGUGCAAUUCCGUCAUGAUGUGUUUCGUUGCUCAUGAGCUGUUGGGCAAGAAGAACUGGUGUUCCAAAGGUGAAAGUGGACUUCUAUUCCAUAUCCUGGAUGUAGUCGUACCUAAGAUACGCUCACCUUUGCUGGAACCGUUUCGUGAAAUUUUGAACGAAUAUCUGGAACAGGUUACCUACUGCCUGUAUGGCUAUCCCCAGAAACGGCCUCGGCUGCGUCACAUCCACGACCAUGGAGCCGUUCAGGUGUCGCUGAACUGGACCCGAGCAGUUCAGCUGUUUGAUCUCUAUCGGCCCGAUAAUCUUCCGGAAUUCAAUUCGUACAAGUUAGAAUCAAUUUCCGCCGAUAUGGAGGCUCUGCUGCAGCGUAUUAUCGCGCUUAUUCCGACCGAGAUAGACGUAACGAAGCUUUCUCUGCCGAUUUCGGAAUUUAUCGAUGGCAAAGGCAACACACUACCAGAUGCGGCCAAUGUAUUGCAAAGCGAAAUCAAGCCAAUAUUCUAUCUGCUGGCUGAUUAUUACUUCAAGAGUCGCGAUUUCACACGCGCGAUCAAGUACUAUGUGAUGGAUCUUGCCCUAGAACCGACGCGAUUCGAUUCGUGGGCCGGCAUUUCACUGUCAAAGGCCAGCAGGGUGGAAACGAAACUAAACUCCACCGAAGUGAUACCUUUGCAAGAAUUUCUGGAUGAAACCGACAAUGGUAUGAAGUGCUUCGAUCAGUGCUUGCAGCUAAACGAAAACGAUGCACAGCUUUGGAUUGAGUAUGGGUCGUUCGCGUACAACAUUCAUUCGUUUUGCUCCCGCAGUUUGAAAUUGUUGAGUGAUACUCUUUCGAUGGAGAGUUUUGCGUUGGUCGAAACACACAAGGAACGCUGCCUCGAUAUUGCAUUUUCCUGCUUUAACAAAGUUAGCCUGGAAAAGAUUUCGUCCCCAGAGCUAUCGAAAGAGGUCGAGAAAGAGCAGCAGCAACAGCAGCAACAACAACAUCAACAUCAGCAACAGCAGCAGGAAAGUGGCAAUAAUCACGAGGACGAAAUUUGGUUGCAUCACUACAUGCUGGGAAAGAUAGCGGAAAAGAAAAAGGAACAUCCGGCCGUGUACCUGACGCACUAUUUGAAAUCAGCCAAAUAUCUGUACGAGUGUAAUGCAACCUAUCCGAUCAAGAUUAAUCACAGCAGCCCUUCGCAGCUAGCGAUCGAGGCGUUGGAGGUCUUCUAUCGCAUCAAUGCUGCUAUCAUCAAGUACGUAGAGCAGCAUUCACCAAUCAAAAAGAAAACUUCCAGGUUAUUUUUGCGGACCCUAAAAGAACUAGCCACGAGUCCGUUUGCGGUGAAUCGCGCAAAGAUAAACGAAAAUAUGCUGAAACGUAAAAUAUCACCCAACAACAACGGAAGUAAUAAUGCCGGGCCACCGGUUGCUACGAAUGCUGCUGACACCUCGGUACCUUCACCGAAGGUUGCUAGGGAGUCCGAAGCUAUGGCUGCUGUUGGUAAAGCGGCAGAUGAAGUAAAGCAACAAUCACAAGAAGGAGUUCCGGAUCCGGAUGGUGCAAAUGGCGAUAAGCUAAUUACCGUUGAACCAUUGCCGUCGGUCGGCAGUCCUCCGGCGACAGAAAUGCCCAGUACAACGUCCGCUCAUCCGUCGGCAGUAGUUGCGGAUGAAAAUGUUCCAUCAUCAGCAUCGGCCAACCAGCAAACAGGACGCGUGCUAGAACACGUUCGAGUAGAGGUGAUCAAGCAACUCGUUGAAGGACAACCAGCACGCCGUGGAUCGCAGGAGAGUGCCGUAACAUCUUCCACUACGACCACUACCACCACAACAAGCACCUCUUCCUCGAGCAGUGAUUCGUCGGACAGUGAUACGGAUACGUCAUCUGAUUCCGAUAGUGAUACUUCUUCGACGGAAGACGAGCUUACGAAUGAACAAACGAUAAGCACGACUGAGAGAGACACAAUAUUCAAACAUUGCAUUAAAAAUUUGGAAGAAUGCAUCACUCGCUUCCCGGAGCACUACAAAUCAAUGUACCGUCUGGUGCACCAUUAUAUGCAUGCUCCCGGCGACACGAAAUCGUUCGACAAAGCCAGGCAAUUAUUGCUGGGUAACUACCGCACCACCCUGGGUACACAGAUUCCAGGUCUUUUCACGGAGCGGAAAACCACAAACUUCUUCAACGGUUUAUGGAGGAUUCCGGCAUCGGAUAUCGAUCGACCGGGAAACUUUGCAUCGCACAUUUCCAAGUGCGUCAUUGUGCUAAUGGAAACGCUGAAAGAGUUUAACGAGCAUGAAAUAUUGGUCGAUCUUGCGAUGCAGCUGCAACGUACUCCGGAACCAGAUAAAAAGUACCUUAACGAUUACGAGCGCAAAGAGCUGGUCCAGCAGGCAAUGCUGUAUUGCAUCCAAGUUUACAGAAGUAUGCUGAAGAAGGCGGUCGAUGCACGGAAUGAUACCGAUCUGCUUUCACUUAUGAUCGACGCGUACAAGGCUUACCGUAAGAUCCUGAAGGUAAUGCCGACCAAGGAACCAAUGUUCGCUUGCCUGCUGACCGAUGCUUACCGUGCAUUUGUGAGCGAUAAGGUGGCCAAAUUGCCGGACAACAGCAACGUACUUGAUCUCUCCAUUAAGCUGUGCACCUACGAGAUCAAUUAUCGCAAAACGCAGGAAAAGCAACAAAAUACGAAUGGUUCCGGUUCCGGAUCGGCUGCAAGUAGUACGGCCGGAGCGAAUGGCGGCAAACAGGGAGGUGCUGGAGAGGUGCCAGCAACAAUGAUCGUUCCUAUGCAACCGAUAUCGGCCAAUUUCAUUCCAGGACUCACGAAACAAAACAGACGUAUCCCGAUGUCGAAAGUCACCACGCCAACCAUGGCAACUAAUCCGCUGGCAAAUGAUCUUCCUUCCAUACACCAACAACUGCAGCAGCAGCAACAGCAGCAUAACUAUCAAAUGUCACAGACACAUCCUUACGGUGCACCGUCUAGUGCAAUCGGUAGCAUGAUGACGGAUCUUUCCUCUCGUGUGACUAUCACACCGAUAAUGCUCGACACGGGAACUGCUGCUGCUGCUUCGGCUGCUUCAUCGACAUCGGGCAACCUAGACCUGAAUGCUGCCAAGCAUACCGCUGCUACGGUUGCUGCUGCACUGCCACCAGCGAGCGCAAUGAAAUCCUCGUCCCAGUUAUCGGAUGCUCUGCCAUCAGCUUCUUGCUUAACCGGCUCAGCAGCAGCUGGUGCAAGCACAAGCUCCACUGCCCUGUUCCAGCAAUAUUUGAAAAUAUUCAGCCAGAUGCCUAAUAUUGCUUCAAUUGGCAACAAUCCGAUGAUGACGGCUGCUUUAACCGAGUAUUUGGCCACUUUUAAGAUGCAUCAAUCAGCGACAUCGUCGCUGUCACCCAAUCCCGAUCGAAACACGGAUACUCCGCCGCAACUGCCAGCUUCAACCAUGAUGAUUCCGAAGGCGUCCACCACGGUUAGCUCUAAACAUUAUUCCUCUGGUCAAGCGCAAUCCCCACAGACGUUCCCUACAAGUGGUGUUGGUGGCAAAAAGUCAGGAAAAUCGUCAUCCAGUGUUGCCUCGCCACUCCUGUACAGUAACUUCGAACAGCAGCAACAGCUUGCUACAAUCACACUCUCCACGAUAGGUGCAUCCCAUUCAUCCACCAACGUGAAACGUGAUCGAGUAUCCUCUCCCUUCGCUGGAAGCUCCACGCAACGCGGUGCUGGUCGCGUAGCAUCGCCACUGCCGAUGCUUACCAUAACACCUAGCGAUGGUCCAGUUCCUACGGGACGCCAAAAACAGGAUUCCAGCGGAAAUCGUAAGGCUAAGAGCAAGAAGGCGCUUGGUACACGGCCAACUCCGUACGCACGUCCUACACCACCGCCACCGGCCAUACCGCAGCUUGGUGUACCAGGUUUAUCAAUUGAACCCGUACUUGUCCCAGGAAUGCUGCAGCCACCAAUAACUGACCCGAACAUAAGCAAGUUCCUGUCCGCAGCAACGGCAGGCACAUCGAAAUCUUCCAUCGCAGGAACUGCUGCGACUUUAGCUGCGCCAAACAUGAAAGAUCUCGUUGCAACCUACACGGAACUGAUGAAGAAGUAUCCUAUGGCACGUUCGUUAUUGCUGCCAAGAAAUGAAGCACUGAAUACACAACCAGUAGUCCCGCCGCCAGUGCCAAAGUCAAAAGCAGGAACCGGACGCAAACAGUCAGCAAAGCAGUCGGCGGCGAACAAAGCAACAUCCACAGCGACUGCCAGUUCGUCGGCGGCCGUGAAUCGUGUGUUCCACAGUGGGACCACGCCGAUUCCACGGAUAGGUGCUACGAUAACGCCCUUGCCGGCGGGUUUUCCGGUCGAUGGAUAUGCCCGAACGGUGUCGCCAGCGGGAAACACUGCCAGCAUUGCGUCACUGUCACCAUCCUCCGGUUCGAUGCCGUCCAUGCUGCAACAACUGGGAGGUUCCAAUCAGCAACAGCAAGCCAAAACAUUGCAGCAAAAGUUGGCGGAACGGCAGAAGGCAAACAAAGCGCGUGAAACGGAAAGCGUUAGUGCAGCCGUAGGCAGCGGUCAGGGCUCCAGCGGAAAGCAGCCCAAGCCAUCUGCUGAUCCAGUCGAUGUCAUUGUGCUCGAGUGAUGGUCGCAGGAAGCGGAAUGUGAGUGGAAAUAAACAUUCUCCCAAUGGUCUCACCA
Molecule: messenger RNA, 7299 nt
Organism: Anopheles aquasalis
Lineage: Eukaryota; Metazoa; Arthropoda; Insecta; Diptera; Culicidae
Product: calcineurin-binding protein cabin-1-like
Biological process (GO): chromatin organization
Cellular component (GO): nucleus
Molecular function (GO): nucleosome binding; protein binding
Source: RefSeq, a predicted model, not a curated record